Molecule: messenger RNA, 2818 nt
Organism: Prunus avium (sweet cherry)
Lineage: Eukaryota; Viridiplantae; Streptophyta; Magnoliopsida; Rosales; Rosaceae
Product: Subtilase family protein
Biological process (GO): proteolysis
Molecular function (GO): serine-type endopeptidase activity
Source: RefSeq, a predicted model, not a curated record
UAAAAUAUCCUUGAUUAAAUCUCAUAAAUAUUUAUUUUCUCUUGCGCUCGAAUUAAUCGGAUGAACCUGACCAAAAUUCAUGCACAAAUUAAGGCCAAACAAAAGUUGUGGAGAGACAAGUGGGCUUAAAAAAACCAGCCAUCAAACCAUUUGUUGAUCCCUCCAGUUUCUCAGGAACCAAACACAACACUCAUGGCCACUUCCACUCUCUCCCUCUUCCUCUUCCUACUCUCUCUUCUCCUUCCUGCAACACUCUCAAUCCCGCCCGAUCUGUCCGACCGCCCAAAAACCUUCAUCGUCCACGUGUCCAAAUCCCAGAAGCCCUCCCUUUUCUCCUCCCACCGGAGCUGGUACACCUCCAUCAUCCAAAAUCUCCCUUCCCCUCACCCCACCAAGCUCCUCUACACCUACGACCGUGCCGUCCACGGUUUCUCCGCCACCCUCACUUCCUCUCAGGCCACACAGCUCCUCAGCCACCCGUCCGUACUCUCCGUCACGCCCGACCAGCCACGUCAGCUCCACACCACUCACACCCCCAACUUCCUGGGCCUCGCCGACUCCUUCGGCCUCUGGCCCAACUCCGACUACGCUGACGACGUCGUUAUCGGCGUCCUCGACACCGGGAUCUGGCCCGAGCGCCCCAGCUUCUCGGACUCGGGUAUCGGCCCCGUCCCGACCCGAUGGAAGGGCACGUGCGUCACCACCGCGGACUUCCCUUCCUCCGCCUGCAACCGCAAGAUUAUCGGCGCUCGCGCCUAUUUCAACGGCUACGAAUCCCACAUCGGAAGGUUGAUGGACGACACGACGGAGGCGAAGUCGCCGAGAGACACCGAAGGCCACGGGACCCACACGGCCUCCACCGCCGCGGGCGCCGUCGUCGCUAACGCGAGCUUCUUUUCGUACGCUCAAGGCGAAGCCAGAGGAAUGGCCACCAAGGCCAGAAUCGCCGUCUAUAAAAUCUGCUGGUCUUUUGGGUGUUUCGAUUCUGACAUCUUGGCCGCCAUGGAUCAAGCCAUUGCUGACGGUGUUGAUAUCAUCUCGCUCUCUGUCGGAGCCAGCGGUCGUGCUCCGCCUUACGAUCGAGACUCCAUAGCCAUCGGAGCUUUUGGGGCUGCCCAGCAUGGUGUUCUUGUUUCUGCCUCGGCUGGGAAUUCUGGGCCUAACCCAUUUACCGCCACCAACAUAGCUCCGUGGAUUUUAACAGUGGGUGCAUCCACCAUUGACAGAGAAUUCCCGGCGGACGUUGUUCUCGGCGAUGAUCGGGUUCUUAGUGGGGUUUCGUUGUACUCCGGCGAGCCUCUUGUGGACUACAAGCUUCCGUUAGUGUAUGGCGGAGACUGUGGAAGUCGGUACUGUUAUGAAGGGGCUCUUCAGCCAUCGAAAGUUCAAGGGAAGAUUGUGGUGUGUGAUCGCGGAGGCAAUGCGAGAGUGGCAAAGGGAGGCGCGGUGAAGCUUGCAGGUGGGCUUGGGAUGAUAUUGGCCAAUACAGAGGAGAGUGGAGAAGAGCUUCUUGCUGAUGGUCACCUCAUACCUGCAACAGAGGUGGGUGAGAUCGCUGCUAAUCAGAUAAGAGAGUACAUCAGAUUGAGCCAAUACCCAACAGCCACCAUUGUGUUUCGCGGAACUGUAAUUGGGUCUUCGCCAUCUUCUCCAAAGGUCGCAGCUUUUUCGAGCCGAGGACCAAACUCUCUCACACCAGAGAUUCUCAAGCCAGAUGUGAUUGCUCCUGGGGUGAACAUUUUGGCUGGUUGGACUGGGGCUACUGCCCCCACUGAUUUGGACAUUGAUCCUAGAAGAGUUGAGUUCAAUAUCAUUUCAGGCACAUCCAUGUCUUGCCCACAUGUGAGUGGCAUUGCUGCUCUGCUUCGAAAGGCUUACCCGAAUUGGUCGAUUGCUGCUAUAAAAUCUGCUCUGAUUACAACAGCUUACACUUUGGACAAUGCUGGGAAGAAAAUUAAGGACCUUGGAACUGGGGAAGAGUCAACACCUUUUGUUCAUGGAGCAGGGCAUGUUGAUCCCAACAGAGCUCUUAAUCCUGGGUUGGUUUAUGAUCUCAAUGUCAACGACUAUGUGGCGUUUUUGUGCUCAAUUGGGUACAGUCCAAGGCAAAUAGCUGUGUUUGUGGGGAAGCCUACUGGUUCUGAUAUAUGCACAGGAAACAGUUUGGCUAGCCCUGGUGAUCUGAAUUACCCUUCGUUUUCAGUGGUUUUGAGUUCGGAUCAAGGGCUGGUUAAGUAUAAGAGAAUAGCCACGAAUGUUGGGGGAGACGCCGAUGCAGUUUAUGAGGUGACAUUGAAUGCUCCAGCUGGUGUGGAGAUUAGUGUUGAGCCAAGGAAGCUGGUGUUUAGUGCAGAAAACCAGACUCAGAGUUAUGAGGUUACAUUCAAACGAGGUGUUGGGUACGAUAGCGGGGAGAGAUAUGGGUCGAUUGAGUGGACAGAUGGCAGGCAUCUAGUGAGAAGUCCAGUUGCUGUGAGGUGGAGCAGUGCUAGUUCCUUAGCUUCCAUGUGAGUUUUAGCAGUUUGAACAGCCGCCAUAGCAAUGGGUGGUGUUCUUCUGGGCAAAAGAGCAAUGAGAGCAUAGUCGCUUGCUUUGUUUUAACUUAUUAGUCAGCCUCUUGUGUAAAGUUGAAGGGCUUUUGAAUUGUUAUGGGUAGGCCCUGAUUGUGUGAAUACGUUACAUUGUUGUUGCAAAAUCGAAGCUUGAGAACUUACCUAAGCAAUAAAUUCAGUCACAUUAUGCUUCUCUUUUAUGAUUAUCUGCCAUGAAAGUGAGAUAUAACAAUAUAUAUGCUUUGGCUAAGAGAGGGCCUUGUUCA